UUUCAUUAGUGUAACGUAUACACUAUAAAAUGCUCAAGGAGGUAAUCCAAAUCCCACAAUCAUUUCUCAACUAUUCUCAUGAGUUUUCAUUUCCAAUAUAAAGACAAUAACCAAGAUGAUUUCUCAGCCAAUCUUAUUAGCUUUGAUUCUAUUCCUCCUCUUCCUUCUCCAACUCUUUUUGUUUAAGAGAAACAACAGAGCAAAGGAGCACUUACCUUACCCUCCAAGUCCACUAGCAAUACCAAUAAUUGGUCAUCUUCAUCUCCUCAAACCCCUCGUUCAUCAAGCCUUUCGCGACCUCUCUGAUCGAUAUGGACCCCUUAUAUCCCUUCGACUUGGUUCUGUUCCAUUUAUCGUUGUUAGUUCCCCAUCACUCGCAAAAGAGUUUCUCAAAACAAACGAGCUUGUUUAUUCUUCCCGUAAAAUGAACAUUGCCAUCAACACAGUUGUCUACGAUGAUGCUACUUUUGCUUUUGCCCCUUAUGGGGCAUAUUGGAAAUUCAUCAAAAAGCUUAGUACCUUUGAGCUCUUAGGCAACCGGACUAUUGGACAAUUCUUACCAAUUCGAACUCGAGAACUCAACGAGUUCAUUCAAACUUUGGAAAAUAAAUCCAAGGUUGAAGAAAGCGUGAACCUCACUCAAGCUUUGUUGAAGCUUUCCAACAACAUAAUAUCACGGAUGAUGUUGAGCAUUGAGAGCUCAGGAACGGAUAGUCAGGCUGAACAGGCGAGGACGUUGGUUCGAGAUGUGACCCAAAUUUUCGGGGAAUUUAACAUUUCGGAUUUUAUAGGAUUUUGCAAGAACUUGGACUUUCAAGGUCUCAAAAAGAGGGCAUUGGAUAUACAUAAGAGGUAUGAUGCUUUUCUGGAGAAGUUAAUUUGUGAUCGUGAGGAAUCACGAAGGAAAGCCAAGGUUGAGGGUGGUUGUGAGGAUAGAGACGAAAAAGUGAAGGAUUUUCUUGAUAUGUUGCUUGAUGUUUUCGAGGCCAAAGAAUGUGAGGUCGACUUUACUAGGAACCAUAUCAAAUCGUUGAUCUUGGAUUACUUCACAGCAGCUACAGAUACAACUGCCAUUUCAUUGGAAUGGACAAUAGCAGAACUGUUCAACAAUCCAAUAGUACUGAAGAAAGCACAAGAAGAGGUGGAGAGAAUAAUAGGGAAGGAAAGACUAGUAUGUGAAGCAGACAUUCCAAACCUUCCUUAUAUACAAGCCAUUAUAAAAGAAACAUUGAGGCUUCACCCACCACUACCGAUGAUUGCUAGGAAAGGAACAAAAGAUUGUGUGGUCGAUGGGAAAAUGAUCAAAAAAGGCUCAAUAGUUUGUGUGAACAUUUGGGCUAUUGGAAGGGACUCAAAGACUUGGAAAAACCCACUAGAGUUUAGGCCUGAAAGGUUUUUAGAAUCUGGAAAAGAGAGUGAGAUAGAUAUCAAAGGGCAUGACUUUGAGUUGUUGCCAUUUGGUUCUGGAAGGAGAGGUUGCCCGGGGAUGCCUUUGGCCAUGCGCGAAUUGCCGACUGUGAUUGGAGCUUUAGUACAAUGCUUUGAGUGGAAGAUGCUUGACUCUGAAGGUAAAUUAUUAGAUCAAGGCAAAACAAUCGAUAUGGAUGAACGGCCUGGAUUGACUGCUCCUAGAGCCAAUGAUCUUUUUUGCAUUCCAGUUGCAAGAUUGAAUUUGAUUCCUUUGGUUCAAUUGUAGUGUAAAGCAAUUGCGAUAAGGUAUUAUGAAAAUUUCUUUCAAAUUGUUUUUCUGGGCCAAGGGCCUAAUAUAAGAUAACUUUAUUUAUUGUAUGUUUAUUUUAAUUUAAUACUCA
Messenger RNA from Medicago truncatula (barrel medic), 1811 nucleotides. Its product is annotated as cytochrome P450 93B16. The transcript is spliced from 2 exons. The record is from RefSeq and is a predicted model, not a curated record. Gene Ontology annotation, molecular function: heme binding; monooxygenase activity; iron ion binding. NCBI's taxonomy places the organism in Eukaryota, Viridiplantae, Streptophyta, Magnoliopsida, Fabales, Fabaceae. Bases 116 to 1696 code for a protein of 526 amino acids.